Messenger RNA from Paramecium sonneborni, 633 nucleotides. The record is from the annotation of a GenBank genome assembly. NCBI's taxonomy places the organism in Eukaryota, Ciliophora, Oligohymenophorea, Peniculida, Parameciidae.
AUGGAGAUCUAAGAAGAUUAAUUUAUUUUUGCAUUUAAUAGUUUUAUUGACUCUAUUUAAGAUGAUGAUUUUAAUUAUUUUGCUAAAGAAGUUUGUGAUAUAUAAUUAGCAAAUUCUUUUAUUGAAGGACUUUAAAGAAUUUAAAAUGACGACUUAAAAUUAGAAAAAGUCGUUGAUGAUGAAACAGAGGAAAAAAUUUGCUUUACAGAUAUGAAUAUUUUUGUAAAUCUAAAUCGAAAUAUUUCUUUAUAUGAACAUGUAAAAAUACUUGAAAAGUCUAGGAAAUUUUAAUAAAUAAAUCCAAAAAUUUUCCUAAAGUGACUGCAUUAUAUUAAAACGAAGGUGAAACAAUUGUUAGCAUGUCAAUAGGAGCAUUAAUAAAAUCUAAAGUAAGCUUAAUAAUAUCAGGCUAAUAAGUAUUUAUAUUGAAAAAUUGAUAAGUAUGAACCUGAUAAUUAUCAUCAUGUAAGAUUCAUGGUACUUAAAAGUGAAACUGAACCAUAAGGAUUUUUUUAGAAUUUGAAAUUAGCUAUGUAAUUCGAUGAAAAAAAAAUGUUUAUAGGGAACAAUCCUUCUUGGAAAAUAAUUGACAUUGAUAAAUAUUUCUAAAAAUAGUAUCCUGAGUUUUUUUGA